Messenger RNA from Chlorocebus sabaeus (green monkey), 1563 nucleotides. Lineage: Eukaryota; Metazoa; Chordata; Mammalia; Primates; Cercopithecidae. The record is from RefSeq and is a predicted model, not a curated record.
AUGGCGGCGGGUGGGAGCGGCGGGCGCGCGUCGUGCCCGCCGGGGUCGGGUCGGCCCGGGCGUGGGCAGCCCUGGCCCAGCGCCAACGCCGCCGCCGCCCCGGCCCCCGGCAACGCGGCUGCCGCUGCCGCCGCCGCCGCCCCCGGGCCGACCCCGCCCGCCCCGCCGGGCCCCGGGACAGACGCGCAGGCCGCGGGCGCGGAGCGGGCGGAGGAGGCGGCGGGCCCGGGGGCGGCGGCGCUGCAGCGCGAGGCCGCGUACAACUGGCAGGCCAGCAAGCCCACCGUGCAGGAGCGCUUCGCCUUCCUCUUCAACAACGAGGUGCUGUGCGACGUGCACUUCCUGGUGGGCAAGGGGCUCAGCUCGCAGCGCAUCCCCGCGCACAGGUUCGUGCUGGCUGUGGGCAGCGCCGUCUUUGAUGCCAUGUUCAACGGGGGAAUGGCCACAACGUCCACAGAGAUUGAGCUGCCCGACGUGGAACCCGCUGCCUUCCUAGCACUGCUCAAGUUUCUCUACUCGGACGAGGUGCAGAUCGGCCCGGAGACGGUGAUGACCACGCUAUACACCGCCAAGAAGUACGCGGUGCCAGCGCUGGAGGCCCACUGCGUGGAGUUCCUGAAGAAGAACCUGCGAGCCGACAACGCCUUCAUGCUGCUCACGCAGGCGCGACUCUUCGAUGAACCACAGCUGGCCAGCCUGUGCCUGGAGAACAUUGACAAAAACACCGCAGAUGCCAUCACCGCGGAGGGCUUCACCGACAUUGACCUGGACACGCUGGUGGCCGUCCUGGAGCGCGACACACUGGGCAUCCGUGAGGUGCGGCUGUUCAAUGCCGUUGUCCGCUGGUCUGAGGCCGAGUGUCAGCGGCAGCAGCUGCAGGUGACACCGGAAAAUAGGCGGAAGGUUCUGGGCAAGGCCCUGGGCCUCAUCCGCUUCCCACUCAUGACCAUCGAGGAGUUUGCUGCAGGCCCAGCACAGUCGGGCAUCCUGGUGGACCGCGAGGUGGUCAGCCUCUUCCUGCACUUCACCGUGAACCCCAAGCCGCGAGUGGAGUUCAUUGACCGGCCCCGCUGCUGCCUGCGUGGGAAGGAGUGCAGCAUCAACCGCUUCCAGCAGGUGGAGAGUCGCUGGGGCUACAGCGGGACCAGCGACCGCAUCAGGUGGGGCUCGGGGUGCAGGUGGGGGGCGCCGGGCAUGGGUGUGGUAGGAUUGGGCUGUACGGAUCAUGCGGGCCUGACUCAAGUGAACAUCAGAUUAUUCCACACAAACAGCAACACCGUCCUGGGCCAGAGCGACACGGGUUCAGCUGCGACUGACUCAAGCCAGCACCUUCAUGUCAUGUUCAGGAAGCAGUGGAGGUGCUGCUGCGUCAACUACACAGCCUGCGCCACGCUCAAGGGCCCAGACUCCCACUACGGCACCAAAGGCCUGCGCAAGGUACACAGGUCGCCACCACGGAGUGCCAAGACCUGCUUCACCUUUUGCUACGCAGCCGGGAACAACAAUGGCACAUCCGUGGAGGGCGGCCAGAUCGAGGUCAUCUUCUACACCUGGGCUGCCUGA